This is a messenger RNA of Homalodisca vitripennis (glassy-winged sharpshooter), 1505 nucleotides long. Its product is annotated as myotubularin-related protein 9. Gene Ontology annotation, biological process: negative regulation of autophagy. The record is from RefSeq and is a predicted model, not a curated record. Lineage: Eukaryota; Metazoa; Arthropoda; Insecta; Hemiptera; Cicadellidae.
AUGAAAAAUAGUUGAACAAAAUGAAUCGGAUUGACAGGGUGUAAACAAUAAUAAAUAACAGCAUAUGUUUGAUUGUUUGUUACAUUUACGGAAUAAUACUACAUUAUAUUUUAAGUAAUCCGUUCAAGUAAAGUAUUGCAAUCUCAUUAUUAUUGAUUAAAAAAAUUGACUUAUGGAGUUUAUUGAAGAUAUUCCAACGCCAAAUUUGGACAAUGUUGUCAUGCAUGGUUCAUUUGGCAAAAAGAUAGAGGGAACCUUAUGUUUAACUGGCCACUAUAUUCUCCUGUCUUCUCGGACGGAACACAAUGAUGAACUUAUGAUGCUGACAAUCAAUGUGGAUGCUGUAGAGAGAAAGUUGAAUGGACCAACUGGAGGCAGUGUUAUUUUGAAAUGCAAGGACUUUAGAAUCAUUCAGUUGGAUAUUUCGCCAUUAGAAGCUUUCAACAAUGUCGCUACUUCAAUUGAAACUUUAUCUUCAUUUGAAGAUCAAACAAAGUUUUACCCUUUCUUUUUUCGACCAAACUAUCCCAUAUUAGAAGAUGGCUGGACGGCCUUUCAGCCGGAACUGGAGUUCAGCAAACUGCUGCAGGGUGAUGAUUGGAGGAUAACAUAUGUUAACUCAGAUUUCAAGGUUUGCCCAACUUACCCUAAAGCACUUGUAGUUCCUAAGAAAAUUGAUGACAAGACAAUCAUGGCUUCUGCAAAGUUUCGAGAUGGUGGUCGGUUCCCAGUGCUCAGCUACAGGCAUGAAAAAGGUACUGUUCUAUUGCGUAGCUCUCAGCCUCUCACAGGGGCCAGCUCUCAUCGCUGUAAGGAGGACAAGGAUCUCCUCGAUGCGGUUCUGGGACCUGGCACGCGAGGCUAUGUUAUUGAUACUCGCUCUCCUGCAGCUGCACAAGCCGCUAAAUCCCGAGGUGGAGGGUUUGAGUUGGAAAUGCAUUACCCUCAGUGGCGCCGGGUCAGCAAACCCAUAGAGCGCUACACUGGUCUGCUUGACUCCCUCACACGUCUUAUUGAAGCUUGCAAUGACACAUCCCUGUCCAUGGACAGGUGGCUGUCCAGGCUGGAGUCCAGCAACUGGAUAAGUCAUGUUAAGGACACUCUCAAUUGUGCAUGCAUCGUGGCUCAGUGUUUAGAGGAGGAGGCCAGGUCUGUACUGGUACAUGGCUCUGAGGGUCUGGAUGCUACACUUCUUGUCACAUCUCUCACACAGAUCAUCCUUAACCCUGAUUGCCGCACAGUUCGAGGUCUGCAGGCUCUUGUGGAGAGGGAAUGGUUGCAGGCUGGACAUCCAUUUCCUCGGCGACACUCACACUCCGUGUACUCUCCCAGCCGCAGCAAGCAGAACGCUCCCACAUUUCUGCUGCUACUCGACUGUAUCGUGCAGAUCCAGACACAGUUCCCUUGUAGCUUUGAGUUUUCAUCCUCUCUACUUAUGUUGCUUUUUGAGCACUCUUACAGUUCACAGUUUGGUAAGAUCAACUAAAUCAAAUCAAAAUCGUUUA